Molecule: messenger RNA, 3249 nt
Organism: Penicillium brasilianum
Lineage: Eukaryota; Fungi; Ascomycota; Eurotiomycetes; Eurotiales; Aspergillaceae
Source: the annotation of a GenBank genome assembly
GUGACGGGCUAACCAUAUUGAGGUUAGUGUGUUGACGCAGUGGGCUGCCCGUACAAUUAUCUCAGCGAAACCGCCUUCGUUAUUUAUUAUGGUCGUUGCCAAUUUGAGCUUUGCUUUGUUCUGGCUCUCGUUUUAAGCCCAGCUCUUUUUAUUCCACUAUUUCCACCUCUUGGUGACUUCUCCCUUCGAUCCUACCUAGUGACCACUAUCUCGAUCCUCUUCUUUCACGGUUGCCCCUCGCUCUUGUUGACACCCCACGUAUCAGUGAAAAUGGCGGAGGCUCUUGGAGCUCUGUUGGAGGCAAGCUUGGAUCCACGCCGGAACAAGGAAGCCGAGCUUGCCCUGCGACAGGAAGAGCAAAAACCGGGCUAUUCGCUACAACUUCUCCAAAUCUCUGCGUCCGAUUCAUCUCCCACCAAUAUUCGCCUUGCGAGCGCCCUCUGCUUCAAGAAUUUUGUCAAGCGGAAUUGGACCAAUGAGGAUGGAAACUGGAAGCUGCCUCAAAAUGAGGUUGAAACGAUCAAGCGCGAGCUCAUCAACCUGAUGAUCUCGGUCCCUCCCUCAAUCCAGACUCAGCUGGGCGAGGCUGUCAGCGUGAUCGCCGACAGUGACUUCUGGGAGCGAUGGGAUACUCUUGUUGACGACCUCGUUUCGAAGCUGUCGCCGUCCAACCCUACGGUCAACAUUGGUGUUUUGCAAGUUGCGCACUCGAUCUUCAAGCGCUGGCGCCCGCUUUUCCAAUCCAAUGAACUCUACAUGGAAAUCAAUCAUGUCCUUGAGAAGUUCGGAACACCGUUCCUGGCCCUGUUCGAGGGUCUCGAUACUUACCUCGACCAAAACAAGACCAACAAGGAAAAUUUGAUCCAAGGUUACAACCAGCUAAACUUGAUGAUCAAAUUGUUCUACGACCUCUCGUGCCACGAUCUUCCUCCUAUGUUCGAAGAUAAUAUCGGCGCGAUUGCACAGAUCCUUCUCAAAUACCUCACAUAUGACAACCAACUACUCCACACCGACGAUGAGACCGAGGCUGGCCCGUUGGAGUAUGUUCGUGCCGGAAUUUUCGAGGCUCUGACUCUGUACGUCCAGAAGUUCCUUGAUGCAUUUGGACCUCAUGUCGGACAGUUCAUUCAGAGCUCCUGGAGCUUCUUGACGACUAUCGGCCAAGAGACCAAGUAUGACAUUCUUGUCAGCCGUGCCCUUCACUUCUUGACCUCGGUCGCUAGCAUGCCCGAGCAUGCUCCCUCUUUCCAGGCCGAGGAGACUCUUGGACAGAUCAUUGAGAAGGUCAUUCUGCCCAACGUGAGCCUGCGUGAGUCGGAUGAGGAGCUAUUCGAAGAUGAGCCGAUUGAGUUCAUCCGCCGGGAUCUGGAGGGAUCCGACAGCGAGACCAGGCGACGCGCUGCGACGGACUUCCUUCGACGACUGGCUGAGAAGUUUGAGGAAUCUGUGACCAAGGUGACUCUCAAGUAUAUCGAACACUAUCUUGCUGAGUAUGCCAAGGAUCCUGCGUCAAAUUGGAAGUCCAAGGAUACAGCGACCUACCUGUUCUCUGCGAUUGCCGCCAAGGGCGUUGCCACCUCUACACACGGUGUCACUGCUACGAACAACCUGGUCAGCAUCACCGACUUCUUCCAGCAGCACCUUGCCGCGGAUCUGAUCUCUGAUGACGGAGUCCACCCAAUUCUCAAGGUUGAUGCUAUUAAGUACUUGUACAAUUUCCGCAGCAUCAUCACCAAGGAACAAUGGCAGCAGGUGCUUCCCGUGUUGGUGAAGCAUCUGGCUUCCGCAAACUAUGUUGUUUACACGUAUGCUGCGAUUGCCGUGGAGCGUGCUCUCUUCCUCAGUGAUGCUCAGGGCCAGCCCGUGAUCCCCCCUACCGAGAUUACUCCGCUGUCCAAGGAACUCCUGGAACACAUCUUCCAGCUGAUCCAACGGGACCCCGCCCCUGAAAAGGUGCAGGAAAACGAGUUCCUGAUGCGCUGUGUGAUGCGUGUGCUGGUCGUCAUUCGUGAGGGUGUUGUGCCCUUCACAGAUGUCGUUUUGAACCGCCUGGUCGCCAUCACGGAUACCAUUCGCACCAACCCUAGUAAUCCCAGAUUCUAUUACUAUCAUUUUGAAGCCAUGGGUGCUUUCAUCCGAUUUGCCGCCCCCGCGAAUCCCGACAAGCUCGAGCAGGCCCUAUAUACGCCAUUUGCCGGUAUUCUCCAGAACGACGUGCAAGAAUUUAUGCCCUAUGUGUUCCAGCUCUUCGCGGCUCUUCUCGAAGCCAACCCCUCUGCAACCCUGCCUACCUACUAUCAGGAACUGAUUGCGCCAAUCUUGAUGCCGGUCAUGUGGGAGUCGCGGGGCAACAUUCCUGCGCUAGUUCGGCUACUUUCCUCCAUUAUCCCUCGUGGAUCGCAGUACAUCAUCGAGCACAACCAGAUUGAGCCUAUUCUGGGUAUUUUCCAGAAGCUUUUGGCAACCAAGACGAACGAAGGCUAUGGCUUUGAUCUCCUGGAGGCUGUGGUUGCAACUUUCGCGCCUGCCGCUCUGGAGCCGUAUUUCAUCCAGAUUAUGCAGAUCAUUCUCCAGCGUCUGCAAAACUCCAAGACUGAAAACUUGUCCCUUCGAUUCGUCCGGUUCUAUCACUUCCUGACUGCUCAUGACGACAAGGGAUACAGCCCGGACACCAUCCAGCAGAUCUGUGAAAAGAUCCAGCCCGAUCUUUUCAAGGGCGUUUACCUCGGCCUUGUGCUCGCGGAUACCCAGAAGCUGGCACGCCCUCUGGACCGCAAGACUGCAGUUAUCUCACUGACCAAGACUCUUGCCAACUCGGAGGCAUUUGCAACCAAGUAUGUCAAGGGUUGGGCCUUCACCUGCAACACUCUGCUGAAGCUCCUUGAGCUUCCCCCCGAGGUUGUUCACAAGGAUGACCUCAUUGAGUUUGACGCCGAGGAGAUGUCCUUCGGCGUUGGAUUCACUGCGUUGAACACCAUCCGUAUGCAGCCCAGGGAUCCCUGGCCGGAAACCGGCCUCGAUCUCAAGGCCUGGGUUGGCGCUUAUUUGAAGGAGGCGGACAAGAAGAACGGCGGCCGGGUUUCACAGUUCGCCCAGGAGCGUCUUGAUGACCAGGCCAAGUCGGUCCUUGGGAGCUACAUUUCCUAGGAGUCUUAGAUUGGGUGUGGUCAAAUCUUAGGUUGCGCCAGAGAGGGCGGCUAUAAUGAGUUUCCUUUGUUCUUGAGAAAAACAAACAAAAAGUUGACGAGC